Durusdinium trenchii is the source of this 1596-nucleotide messenger RNA. Lineage: Eukaryota; Dinophyceae; Suessiales; Symbiodiniaceae. The record is from the annotation of a GenBank genome assembly.
GUUUUAGUCUUGCACACUGAGCUACAACGGAAAACGAGAACACAGGGACGGGAGCUCCAAACGGAGAGCCCGCGGGACCCGUGAUGACAUGGCCUGGUGGCCAGCAUGCUGCAGGUCAGAGGCCUUCCACGCAGACGAGGGGACCGAGAGCGGGGAGCUACCUGGAGUGGUGGCUGAUGCUGGAACGGACGCUCCAGAGGCAUCCGAGGCAGAAGAGACUCAGCCUGAGGUUGGUCCUGAGCCCGGAAGCUGAGCACCUAGUAGCGAUGCCCUUUGCUCCUAGUAGCGUCCUUGCUCCUUUAGUAGUACGGCCAGGAGCCCCUAGUAGCUUCUUGCUCCUAGUAGCGAUGAAGGAUUUGUAGAUUUUGUGGAUUGUCAAUAGAAGUUUCUGGAGAGGCUGGGCUGUCCCCUAUCAUAGGCAUGGGGCCACCAAUUAGACGAUGUUUUGUUUCUUGAAGAAGUGGGUGCCUACAAUCACCGGGUGCCAACAGUUCCAUUCUUUUGAGGAUUCCUUGACAGAGGAACCAAUCUCAGGCUGGGGUUCGACUGUAAGAGACACAAGAUUUCGAGAGCCCAUGUGCGGUGCUUGGGAUGUCCUUGUUCAGACAGUGUCUUGGGCAUAGGUUGACCCAAUAUCCCGCAAAACUGGAGGUGUUCUGUUUUGGUCAGGAAAGUGGGAAGGCGCCACAGCUAACAUCACAGGUUGCUUUUGUCGCCAUCUGGGGUGGCUGAGGUUUGGGAUGGAGGUUCGGAUCUGCCCAGUGAGUGGCCUCUCCACCUUGCAGGGUGCUUGUCCCUUCGCCAAGCCUAAAGCCAAGGCCAAAGAUGGCGGAAAAAAACAGAAGGCCAGUGUGAAGUUGGACUUCAAAUGGAAGCAGGAUGAAAGCAUGGUGGUGAUCAAGGUUUGUGCUCACCACACGGAUGCCUUCACCACCAUGGAGCUUCCCAACAGCGCUUCCCAGGAGGUGGGGAGCGCUUCCCAGGAGGAGAUCAAAAAGCAGUACAAGGCGCUGUCAUUGAUACACCAUCCCGACAAGAACCAAGAUGAUGUGGAGGCUGCCACUGAGCGCUUUCAAAGGAUCAAAGACGCUUACGCUUUGAUCAAGGACACAGACGGCGAGCUGGCCUUUCCCUGGGAUCAGCACCCUGAGAAGCAACAGGUGAUGAAAGGGGAUGAGGCAGUGGCUGUCUUUGCGGAGGUCGGACUGGAAGCCUGCGAGGAACACCAUUUCCAGGGGCUCCAGCUUCGACACUUGGUGAAGUCCUCUGAAGAGGUCAAGGUCUUGAAAUUCGACAAAGAAUCGGAGGGUGGGCACAUUACCGAGUGCUGGCUGGAUGCUAUUUGUGCAGGCUCUCCCCAUUUCGUAAGCCACUUGGUGAAGGUGUACCGUCGUGACGCUUGGGAAUACCAUGAUGCGAAGUGAAGAUGGCGUAGGGCUGGGCCUUCUUGGACUGUAGAUCUCUUGAGUCCAUAUUCUAGCUGAUUGCCUUGAACACACCUACCUAAUGCCAGCACAAGCUCAAGGGAGGGCUUGGCCCUGGACUCCGCUUUGUACAUAGUCAUCAGUCCACUGAGUGGUUUGCAGGAACGGGAAG